This is a messenger RNA of Diospyros lotus (date-plum), 1007 nucleotides long. RefSeq names its product short-chain dehydrogenase ptmH-like. The transcript has 3 exons. NCBI's taxonomy places the organism in Eukaryota, Viridiplantae, Streptophyta, Magnoliopsida, Ericales, Ebenaceae. Gene Ontology annotation, molecular function: oxidoreductase activity. The record is from RefSeq and is a predicted model, not a curated record. Bases 26 to 859 code for a protein of 277 amino acids. Gene Ontology annotation, cellular component: endoplasmic reticulum.
CUCAAUAUGCCAGUUUCCCAUAUCCAUGGAUACUUGCGACAAACAGGUAGUGCUCAUCACGGGCUGCACCACAGGUGGCAUCGGCCACGCUCUGGCACGCGCUUUCGCCGCCGAGAACUGCCUUGUGGUGGCGACGAGCCGCUCGCUUUCGUCCAUGGCGGACCUGGACCUCGAUCCCAGGUUCUUCCUCCAAGAGCUCGACGUGUCAUCCGAUGAGAGCGUGCAACAUGUUCUGUCCACUGUCCUCCAGAGGUUCGGCCGCAUCGACAUCGUCGUCAACAAUGCUGGAGUCCAAUGCAUAGGCCCUCUUGCCGAGGUCCCUCUCUCUGCUUUUCAACAGACUUUCAAUACCAAUGUUUACGGUUCCAUUAGGAUGAUACAAGCUGUAGUUCCUCACAUGGCCUCCAGGAAAAAGGGAAAGAUUGUAAAUGUGGGAAGUGUUACUGCGUUGGGUCCUGGACCAUGGUCAGGUGUUUACACUGCAUCUAAAGCCGCACUACAUGCACUAACUGAUACAUUGAGAUUAGAACUGAGGCCUUUGGGGAUCGAUGUUAUCAAUGUUGUCCCCGGGGCUGUUAGGUCGAAUAUUGGAAAUUCUGCUAUAGCCAGCUACAAUCACAUGCCUGAAUGGAAGUUGUACAAGCAAUUUGAAGAGGCAAUCCGAGCCAGAGCCUACUUCUCGCAGGGCUUGAAAUCAACCCCUGCAGAAGAGUUUGCAAAAAAAACAGUAGCAGCCCUGCUGAAAAAGAACCCACCCUCUUGGUUCUCUUACGGCAAUUACUCCACCAUAAUGGCGAUAAUGUACCAUCUGCCGUUGUUUGUCAAAGACUUCAUUCUGAGGAAAGCAAUGAAAUGUUGAAAUUUUAGAUUGCAUAUCAAGUUUCUCGUAUACAUGUAUCUUUUUCCUUUUAGAAAUAUAUGUAACAAGACAAGUGUGAAAAUUCAAACGCCUAUAUUUUCCUCUCUGGCUUAAAGCCUUAUAAAAAUAAUGGCGGUUUGGGGUGUUA